AGCAAUACCGCAUCAGUAGUGCAAAUGGAGAUUUGCCUUUUUGAAAUCUGUGACAUCAUGGGUUAGAACCUGAAAUAUUGUCUGGGUGUCAUACAGCAGACAAUUAUCAGCACCAUAUAUGGCUAUGUAAAUGAUGGAUAUAAGUUUAAAGAAAAGAACCCUGUCUUUCAUGAGGAUGUAACAUUACAAAAAUCCAUCUAUGUCCGACAAGGCUUUCUGUCUGGUCUAUGUCAUAGAUGCAAGUACUGUCCAAUUCACAGAUGACAGACUUAUUGAGAAGUUGAGAAUCAUUCGUCAUAAAAUCAGCGAAGAAGGCAUUCCUCAAGUGGUUGUCAUGACCAAAGUGGAUGAAGCGUGUUCGCUGGUCAGAGAUGAUUUGAGGGAAAAUCUACACGAGCAAGAAGAUCAAAGAGAAGAUGGAGUUUUGCAGUGGAAGUGUGGGGGUGCCAUGAACCGUAUCUUCCCAGUGAAGAACUACAGUGACGAAAUGACACAGAUGAUGAGUUGA
Molecule: messenger RNA, 508 nt
Organism: Danio aesculapii
Lineage: Eukaryota; Metazoa; Chordata; Actinopteri; Cypriniformes; Danionidae
Product: interferon-induced protein 44-like
Exons: 4
Coding region: 200-508 (102 amino acids)
Source: RefSeq, a predicted model, not a curated record